Molecule: messenger RNA, 1272 nt
Organism: Lobosporangium transversale
Lineage: Eukaryota; Fungi; Mortierellomycota; Mortierellomycetes; Mortierellales; Mortierellaceae
Product: COP9 signalosome complex subunit 4-like protein
Exons: 5
Coding region: 1-1272 (423 amino acids)
Cellular component (GO): cytosol; COP9 signalosome
Source: RefSeq, a predicted model, not a curated record
AUGGACUUUGAAGCUCAAUUGGCUGCCAUCACGCAGGUUACAAACCAAAAGGACAAGAUCAAGGGUUACCAAGACUUGCUUGCAUCUAUCCUUCAAACCACAACUGCUGAUGAAACUCACCAGACUGUUACGCGCCAGCGCCUUGAGCAAUACAUCACUGCUGCCACUGAAGACUCUGUCGGCCUAGUCAUAUCGCGUCAGGUCCUCUCAGACUUUACAGCUGCAGUCGACGCUACCGCCAAUCUCUCUGCAGAGAAUAAGAAGGCAGUCUAUAGCCAUGCUCUCGAGAAAGUUCAGGGUAGAGUCGUAUCGUUUGAAGAACAGGUAUCAGCAAUUAGAACCCAUUUGGCUAGCAUUUAUGAAGACGAAGAAGAGUGGGCAGAAGCUGCCCAAGUUCUCAUGGGCAUUCCACUGGAUUCUGGCCAUCGUAUUAUCCCUAAUGAAUAUAAAGUCGGCAUAUACAUUCGCAUCGUGCGUUUGCUACUUGAGGAUGAUGAGGCUGUCAGCGCAGAAGCUUACUUGAAUCGCGCUUCGGUAUUAAUGCGUGAAACCAAGGAUCUCGCACUUCAGCUUACGUUCAAGCUUUCCCAGGCCAGGAUCUCGGAUUUCAAGAACAAGUUCCUCGAAGCUAGCUCACGUUACCACGAGAUCAGCUAUAUCCAAGAAGUUGACUAUGAGGAACGUAUGCAGAUUUUAUCUGCUGCUGUUGUAUGUGCAGUAUUGGCUCCCGCAGGACCGCAGCGAUCACGGAUGCUUGCGACGCUCUAUAAAGAUGAUCGUUCUCAGCGCCUUCCACAUUUCUCAAUCCUGGAAAAGAUGUAUCUGGAUCGUGUCCUUCGAAGCAACGAGGUCUCAGAGUUUGCCAGCACACUAAAGCAACAUCAAAAGGCUCUCCUUUCCGACAAUACCACGGUCUUGGACCGCGCUGUCAUAGAGCACAACCUACUAUCUGCAUCAAAGAUAUAUAAUAACAUCUCAUUCGAAGAGCUGAGCGCAUUGCUUGGAGUAACACCAGAGCAAGCAGAAGCAAGAGCCAGUAAGAUGAUGGGCGAAGGAAGAAUGUCAGGCAGCAUUGACCAAAUUGAGCGGCUUAUCUUUUUCGAUCGCACCCAUGGCGCUAAGCUGCGGCUUGGCGCUGGAGCCAAAGGAGCACCGAUGUUGUCGACGUUGUGGGAUGCAAGUAUCCAAGACCUGUGUGGCCAUGUUGAAGAGUUGGUAGGCAUUAUUGGUGCCAAAUACCCUGAUUAUGUGGCAAGCAAAAUCGCCAUGUAG